Eruca vesicaria subsp. sativa (arugula) is the source of this 798-nucleotide messenger RNA. NCBI's taxonomy places the organism in Eukaryota, Viridiplantae, Streptophyta, Magnoliopsida, Brassicales, Brassicaceae. The record is from the annotation of a GenBank genome assembly.
AUGUCAAUGGUGUUCUGGAACAUGGACGACUACCCAAUCCCUGCUGCUGCUGGUGGUGUCGAAGAUGGUCUUGGUUUUAUUCGUAAUAAUAUCGUAGAAGUUGGUCAUCGAAUGGGCUUUCAUGGAUUUAUGGAAAUCUGGGUGUAUUGUACAAGAACUGGUGUUAACAAACCGUCUCCUCUGGAUAUGACUUGUUAUUUGGUUCAUCACGCAUUAUCUGUUUAUGGACCAUAUGGUCCACCCGAUUUAGUGGGUACUCGAGUGUUUGCGUUUGAGGAGUGUUUGCGUUUGAGGGGUCACCCUAUUCUCCUAAUUGAUCCCACUGCUAUCACAGGAGGAGGAUCUUUCUUUAGUGUUGAAUCUCUACUUGGUUGUACACGUCUUUUACGUCCUCCUACUCGUAUCGAUCUCGAAUCUCUUCUUCCCGAUGAUGAUUUCUCGGUUGAAGAAUUUCUGGCGGCUGACGAAUAUCUCAAAGAUCUCUCCUCUCAUCGUGAAAACGAUACCUCCAAGAUUCUAGAUUUCUUCGAGCCUAUAAGACCCGUCAAAGAGCAUAGGACAGGCGUCUUCUGGGACGCUGAAGAUUUCCCAUUCCCUCCUUUUUCCACUCCUGAUGAGAUCUUUGCCAGAAUCGAGUCUGCUCUUGUGGAAAGAGGUUUAAUCUAUAAGCUUACAAUCUGGGUCUAUCUUGAUGAUGACAAGAAAGGGACUUGGUGGGAUGCCUUACUUGGUGGUGGUGGUGGUGGUAAAAAAGAGUGGGCUUCCAGAAUUUACUUUCUUCCCGGAGUUAAUUGUUGA